AAUAGAAAAUCAGUCAUCUUUGUUACAAAAAAAGUGACUUUCUUUUGUUACCCUUAUAAGUGUCGAUACUGCUAUAUAUGUAUAUACACAUCUGUUUUGAUUAACUUUGAAUAAGGAUCUAUGCUUGCUACAUAUGAUUGAAGAGGAUUAGAGUUUUGGUGGAGAAGCUUUCUGAAUCGUCCAAAGUUGGUGGAGGAAUAAUUGGUGAUAUUAACACUUGCAUUGAUAGAAUUCCAUUGAUAGAGAAUUCUGAUGAUAAUGGAGUGGAUAUUGAUAAUCAGAAAAUUAAACCUCAAUUGAAUAAAACAGCAGAAUAUCUUAACACAUUAGAUGCCUCUUUCAGAAGGUCCAGGGAUGUUGACAUUGAUGGCAUAUCUACCUCCAGCACUAGAUAAUUCAACAUAAAUGAACUGAAUAUUGUGAAAGGAGAAGCUUUGGAUAUUGGAAGGGAGGACAGAGCUCCGCUCACUCGGCUUCUGAUCAGAUCUUAGCUUCUUCUAAGGUAUGUUUGUGUAGAAUUAAGAAUGCUUGGAUAGUCAAUGUGGAUGGUUUAGACUGAUGAUUUCCUUGGAGGAGGUGACUGCAGAGUCUGCAGAAUUAGAGCAUCUCCUUGAAGAGUUGGACUUGUCAAGGGCGGCUGCGACCAUGGUAAUUGAUGACCAGCACUCUCUUGAAUUUUCGAGGUAAGAUGUACUUGGCCAAGGCAUGUGGCAUGACUGCAGAGUCUAAAAGGAGUCAUCUUAAAGAGUUGAACUCUCAAUGGUAAGAUGUCAAUGUUAAAUCACUUGGCUUAGUUCUGUGUACUUGGCCAAGGCAUGUGGCAUGACUGCAGAGUCUAAAAGGAAUCAUCUUAAAGAGUUGAACUCUCAAUGGUAAGAUGUCAAUGUUAAAUUACUUGACUUAGUUCUGUGUACUUGGCCAAGGCAUGUGGCUAUAGAUUUGGUUUCAAACUAUUUAUGACUUGACUUAUUUUGGUCCCAGCAUUAUGAAUGAAUGUAAUUUGGAUAUAUCAACACAUAAGUGAUCUUUUACAGGAAAGUUCUCAAAAUCCCUUUGGAAGAGGAAAGUCUUCAAGAUUCUCUUUAUGAAAAUACCCCAGAAACCAAGGAAAAUCUUCAAAAGCUGAGGGGAUUGAACAAGAAAUAAAGACCAUAUCAUCCGAAAUUCAAAAGAGAAACCAUGGCUGACUUAAUGGUGGGGGGAGCUCUUCUCUCUGGUUUCAUCAAUGUCCUCUUUGACAGGCUUGCUUCUCAAGAGGUCCUUGACUUCUUUCGUGGGGACAAACUCAAUCUUAAGCUGCUCAAAAGCUUGAAGACUGUGUUGCUAUCAGCUAAUGCCCUGCUGGACGAUGCCGAGGAGAAGCAGCUUGGAGACAACAACGUCAAGAAUUGGCUUGAUGAGCUUAAAGAAGUAUUGUAUGAAGCAGAUCACGUGAUGGACAAGAUCAGUACUGAAGCUCUGCGACUCAAGAUGGAGGAAGAUGAACUCGAAAGCACAGCAAGUAAGGCCUUCAACUUUGUCUCUAAUAAUCCAUUUGAAAUAAGUGCUGUGAAAUCUGAAAUAGAAGAGAUCCUUGAUACUCUAAAGGAUCUUUUAGAACAGACAGAAUACCUUGGUUUGAAAAAAGUUGACCAGAAAACAACAUUACAUAGAACACAUGCCCCUUUGCUAGAUGAUUCACAAGUUUAUGGAAGAGAGGGUGAUAAAGAGGCUAUUCUUAAGCUUUUGUUGUGUGAUGAUGAUGCUGGUCCUAAGAUCUCAGUUAUUCCUAUAGUAGGGAUGGGUGGCAUUGGCAAAACUACUCUUGCUCAAAGCGUAUUUUACAAUACCACGGUCCAAGAACACUUUUCCUUAAAAGCAUGGGUAACUGUAUCCGACAAUUUUGAUGUUGUCAAAAUAACAAAGAUUAUUUUGGAGAAGAUCACUGGAAAAGAAAAUAAAGCAAAUGAGCUACAUCAACUUCAAAUAGACUUGAAGGAUGCUUUGGCAGGGAAGAAAUUUCUUUUUGUUCACGAUGAUGUGUGGAACGAAAAAUAUGAGUUGUGGGAUCUUUUGAAAAGCUCUUUUCAUUCUGGCGCACAAGGAAGCAAGAUUAUUGUGACCACACGUAAUGGAGAUGUCGCACUGAAGAUGAAGACGGGGAAUGUUCAAACUUAUGAGCUUAAACACAUGUCUGAUGAUGAAUGUUGGAAGUUAUUUGCAGAGCAUGCCUUUGAUAAUGUAGGCUCUAAUGAGGUGGUAUUGUCCGAGUUGCAAGAAAUUGGAAGACAAAUUGUUAAGAAGUGCAAGGGCCUUCCUUUAGCUGUAAAAUCGAUGGCUGGUCUUUUACGAUCUACGUCAACUCCUGACGAGUGGAGGCAUGUACUACAAAGUGACGUGUGGGAAUUACCAAAUUGUUGCGACAUCGGAAUUGUUCCAGCACUGUGGUUGAGCUACAGAUUUCUGCCUCCUUAUUUAAAGCCAUGUUUUUCUUAUCUUUCGAUAUUUCCCAAAGAUUAUGAAUUUUAUGAUGUUGAUAGAGAAGAACUAAUCUUAAUAUGGAUGGCAGAAGGUCUUUUGAAAUCUCAACCUGGAAGAAGAAUUGAAGAUGUUGGAGAAGAGUACUUGAAUGCUUUAAUAGCAAGAUCAUUUUUUCAAAAAAACACAAGGCAUCAUUCUCUUUCUAUGCACGAUCUUAUGCAUGAUCUAGCUAUGUAUGUAUCAGGUCAGUGUUGUUCUAUUUAUGAUAGUUGUAAAGACUUGCACAAACUUAGUAGCAAGACUCGCCAUCUAUCAUACAUGAAAAAUUUAAAAGAUACAGUAAAAUUUGACAACUUUUCUAGAGUGAAGUAUUUGCGAACCUUGUUAGCUUUACCAUUGCGAAAUACAUAUCAAUCGCAGAUGACACAAUUAAAGCUUGAAAUUGUGCUGAAGGAUGGAGGAUGCUUAAGAUCACUUUCUUUGUUAGAAUCACUUAUCACAGACUUGCCUGAUUCAAUUGGCAAUUUAAAACAUCUCAGGUAUUUGGAUGUGUCUUGGACGAAAGUUACGGAAUUACCUCAUUCAGUUUGUGGGUUGUACAAUUUGGAAACACUCUUGUUGUCGAGUUGUAUAAAUCUCACACAAUUGCCUACCAACAUUUCCAAGUUAAUCAACUUGCGUCAUCUUGUGACAAGAUGGACUCCUCUAAAAGAGAUGCCACCGAAGAUUUGUAAUAUGAUAAAUCUUCAGAGGUUAAGUAAUUUUGUUCUGUGUAAAAAUGAUGGGUCCAGGAUCAAAGAGUUGGGUAAGUUGGAUAAUUUGCAUGGACGCUUGGAGAUUUCAGGGCUUGAGCAUCUUAGAGAAGUGAGUGAUGUUUUGGAAGGCAAUUUGAAGAACAAAAAGUAUCUCAAUGAGCUCAUUCUUUCAUGGAAUGGUGAGGCAGAUAGCUCAACAAAGGAAAGAGAAGUUCUUGAUGCACUCCAACCACAUGUAAAUUUAAAGGAACUCGAAAUCAGAGGUUAUAAAGGUACAAGCUUGUCAGAUUGGGUAACACAUCCAUCAUAUUGUAACUUGAAAAAAGUUGAUCUACACUGCAGAAAUCUUUGCUUGUCAUUGUUAUCAUUUCGGCGGCUAAGUUCACUAAUAGAUUUUCGUGUUUUUGGUGUUUCCUAUCUUGAUAUGCAUGAUGAAUUUCGUAGUAUUUCUUUGAAUAAGCCCUUUCCAUUCUUAGCAAGAUUAGAGCUUCAUGAUACAGAUAUGUUGGAUUGGUCAUUUAUUAAUACAAGUGACCAAAGAUGUGAGAUUUUUCAAUGUUUAAAGCAAUUUGAUUUAAAAAGUUGUGGGAAGCUGAGUGUGGCAUUACCUAUCUGUAAUUUUCCAUCUUUAGAAUUUAUCAAUAUUUCAUCUUGCGAUGAAUUGGUAACUAUAUUACCAACAAUUACUCACAUUGACUCUGCAUAUCCUUCCCUCAAAAAGUUGGACACAAUGAAUUGCUCAAGGUUGGAAACCUUUUCAGAAAUGGGAUUACCCUUUACUUUACAAUGUCUACGCAUCAAUUCAUGUGAUAAGCUCAUGGAAAACCGCAUGAAAUGGAAUUUACAAAAACUCCCAUCAUUGGAUACCUUAGAACUUUGGCAUUGUGGAGAAGUGGUGGAUUCAUUUCCAGAGGAAUGGCUGCUCCCACCAUCUUUAAGAAGUCUUGAGAUCUUUGAUUGUUAUAACCCCAAAGCUCUAAACAACAAAGGCUUCCAACACCUCACCUCCCUUCGUCGUUUAGGUCUUUUUCAUUUGAAAAAGCUAGAGUGCUUACCAGCAGCAGGACUGCCCCAGAGUGUUACUUAUUUGAACAUAAAAGGAUGCAGUCUACUAAUUCCCAGGUGCAAGGAAGGAACAGGGGAAGAUUGGCCCAAAGUUCAACACAUUCCUAACAUAGUAACCGACUCAGGCAUCUGGGUAUUCUUUCCUUUUGGUGCGAUUGUUGAUUUAUAUGAAUGGGCUUCUUUAAUUUGCACCAACUCCCAUUGGGGAGUCUCCUAAUGGCUUGUGGAGUUUCCUUUCUUCUUCUCUUUUUCAAUUGGAUUAUUCCACAAGGCACAACAAACAUGCAAACCAAGGAUGAAUGUCAGUGUUUACAGAGUUGAUCACUUGUUACAUAUACCUUGGGAGGCCUCUUGCUAAUGUGGACCUGUGGCUAUUUAAUUAUAUCAGCAUCUCACAAGCUCUCAUAUUCCUGGGUGACUUCAAACUAUACAGGUCCUUACAUGAAGAUUUGUACCAAUCAUGUUCCUUGUUCAGCUAGUUGGCACAAUUAUUGGUCCAGUUCCUACUUUUCCAUGGCAUAUAUGGUGGUUACUUUCAACCAUUGAUCAUGUCAUCAACACAGAACUUGUUGGAAGUUUUGUUGACAGUUGGAAAAAACAUCAAGACUGCAGCUUGGUUUCAACUCGAAGUCUUACUACUUUGUGCAUAAAAGAAUGUACUGUUAAUUCCCAAGUGCAAGGAAGAAACUGGGAAAGAUUGGCAUAUGAUUCAAUUCAACACAUAGCUAAAAAAAACUAACUGAAUAAAGUCAUGUCUCUCUUAGACAGCAGGAACACAGCAUUGUUUAUUAUACAGGUGGGGAUCGAGUUAUGAAUUUCAUCGAGUCUCAAUGAUUUCAGCCAAUGAGACAAUGCAGACUCUUAAAUUAUUGUUAUGACUUGUGACUGAGAUUAACAGAGCGAAAUCUGCAGGAAGGCAAGCAAAUUACACAGAAAAGGUUCUAAGAAUAUUCAAGAUGCCAAGAGUGUUACAGUUCCCUUGGCUGAUCAAUGUCCUGAAGUAAAACGGUAAAAGACAAGGAUAAAGUCCCAUAUGCACCGCACUUGGUUGUUUGAUGUAUGUAAAAUGGUUAUGCCCUCAGUUUUCUUGAUGUCUAAUUCUGGGCUCGAGCAUUGGCUUGGUGUGAAAUGGUCAAUGAGGUAUCUCAAAGGUACAAGCACACAUGGUAAGGUGUACAAGAAAAAUGCUGGAAAGAUAUGGCUCGAAGGGUUUGUAGAUUCUGAUUUUGCUUCAAAUCAAGAUUCAAGAAAGUCUCUCACUUUCUAUGUUGUUACAAUAGUGGGGGCACAUUGAGUUGGAAGCCUCAUCAGCACCAAGUUAUUGCCUUCUCCACGUCUGAUGCUGAAUUCAUGGCAACUGUAGAAGCUUUUAAGGAAGUAGUGGGAGCAUUGCUUAAACUAGUUGAACAUUGAUACAAGCUUGUUGAAGUUAUUUGAACUAAAUCAUCAUGAGCUUUCCUUAUUACUAGUCCUCCAAAACACAUCCAGCAAGCAGUUCAUCAUCUUAGUUUCAGAUUAGUAUUGUAUUUCACAUCUGUGUAGAAAGAAGAUCAUUUUGAGAGUUUUGAGAGCCUUGAGUGUGGUUGUACAAGGGGUUCUCGGGUUUGGUUCCAAGGGUACAGAAAGAGUGAGUUUGGUGAGAGUUUGGUACCAAGAAACCAUUGAAGAUCUUCAACUGUAACAAAGAUUGUAUUGCUGAUUCUCUAUAGCGGAUUGCUCACGAUGAUGCUCAAACUGGAUGUAGGUCAAAUUGGCCGAACCAGUAUAAACCUUGGCGUCCAUUUCUUUACUGUAUUUUCUUUACUUUAAUUUCGAUUUGUUGCUCGGAUACUUUGUGUUCUGUUCUUGAACCUGUGGCCAUCUAUAUCAGCAUGUCACAAACUUCUCUGAUAUAAAUACAUAAUAGUGAGGUUUUCUAUUUGAGAUUGCUGAAAUCAUUGAGGGUGUAUUGAAUUUGAUUGAUAUAGUGGGACUGAAUCAAGUAAAAUCCUCUCUUGUUCUUUUACUACA
This is a messenger RNA of Humulus lupulus (European hop), 6290 nucleotides long. Its product is annotated as putative disease resistance RPP13-like protein 1. Gene Ontology annotation, molecular function: ADP binding. The coding region runs from base 1180 to 4497 and encodes 1105 amino acids. The record is from RefSeq and is a predicted model, not a curated record. Lineage: Eukaryota; Viridiplantae; Streptophyta; Magnoliopsida; Rosales; Cannabaceae. The transcript has 8 exons. Gene Ontology annotation, biological process: defense response to other organism.